This is a messenger RNA of Acinonyx jubatus (cheetah), 4364 nucleotides long. It is a transcript of the gene ASCC1, whose product is annotated as activating signal cointegrator 1 complex subunit 1. Gene Ontology annotation, cellular component: nucleus. The transcript has 10 exons. NCBI's taxonomy places the organism in Eukaryota, Metazoa, Chordata, Mammalia, Carnivora, Felidae. Gene Ontology annotation, molecular function: RNA binding. Gene Ontology annotation, biological process: regulation of DNA-templated transcription; DNA alkylation repair. The coding region runs from base 186 to 1283 and encodes 365 amino acids. The record is from RefSeq and is a predicted model, not a curated record.
CGACGCCACCGGCGCCGCCCCAUUGCGCAGGCGCCGCCCCUCGGCCCGCAUGCGCACCCAGUGCGGCGCGGCCUGAGGAAAUUUCCUUCCACUCCCUCUGCAGCAGGCUCCAGUUUCUCCUCCUAUCUUCUCCGUUUUACUAGUCCCUGCAGGAUUUCACUAGAGAACUAUUGGGGAAAAGUAUCAUGGAAGUUCUGCGCCCACAGCUUAUAAGACUUGGUGGACGGAUUUACAGAAAAAAUCCCAUCCAAGAACAGACUUAUCAACAUGAAGAAGAAGAUGAAGACUUCUGUCAAGGCUUCAUGGAGUGUGCAGAAGAGCCCUGUGAUGCCUACGAGGUGGUGCAGACCCAGCAAGGUUUCCGGUGUACCGUGAAGGCCCCCAGCCUGCUCUACAAGCAUAUAGUUGGAAAGAGAGGGGACACUAGGAAGAAACUAGAAGUGGAAACCAAAACUUCUAUUAGCAUUCCUAAGCCUGGACAAGAAGGAGAAAUUGUAAUCACUGGACAGCAUCGAAGUGGUGUUAUUUCAGCCCGAACUCGGAUCGAUGUUCUUUUGCUCACUUUUAGAAGAAAGCAGCCCUUCACUCACUUCCUUGCCUUUUUCCUCAAUGAAGUUGAGGUUCAGGAGCGAUUCCUGAAGUUCCAAGAGGAAGUACUGGAGAAGUGCUCCAUGGAUCAUGGGGUUGAUAGCAGCAUUUUCCAGAAUCCCAGAAAGCUUCACCUAACUAUUGGAAUGUUGGUACUUUUGAGUGAGCAAGAGAUCCAGCAGACGUGUGAGAUGCUACAGCAGUGUAAAAAGGAAUUUAUUGAUGACAUUUCUGGGGGCAAACCCUUAGAGGUAGAGAUGGCAGGGAUAGAAUACAUGAAUGAUGAUCCCGGCAUGGUGGAUGUUCUUUAUGCCAAAGUCCAUAUGAAAGACGGCUCCAACAGGCUGCAAGAAUUAGUCAAUCGAGUGCUGGAACGUUUUCAGGCGUCUGGACUAAUAGUGAAAGAGUGGAAUAGUGUGAAACUCCAUGCUACAGUCAUGAACACUCUAUUCAGGAAGGACCCCAAUGCUGAAGGCAGGUACAAUCUCUACACAGCGGAUGGCAAAUACAUCUUCAAGGAAAGAGAAUCAUUUGAUGGCCGAAACAUUUUAAAGGAAACAAACAUGUACAAACUAAGAAAUGAUAGGCUUCACAGAUCAUGUGAACAGAGGAAAGCAGGAUGGUUGGAUUUUAUCUGUCAUGGAAGCCUUGGCUUUGACCUAUUAAAAAAACAAAAUUCAACUGAGUACAUUUAAAGAUCUGAUUGACUUUAUUAAAUGAUUCAUGAAUCCGGCAGCAUCCCAUCCUUGCAGAUAAAAAGGAGCUCCAAGGAGACGUACAAAAUGGAAGGCUUUUAUUGGAAGAAGGGAGUUGGGUGCGAAAAAGCAGUUUCUAGCAAAGAAUGGUUUGUUUCAGGCAAGGUCACCUUCCUUUAGGGUGAAGGCAGGGGUCUGUCAGGCAGAUGACCUCGCCAGUACUUACCAGGUAAUUCCAGAUUGGUGAAAGGUCACAUUCCUGGGAGAGGCUGAAACUGUAGUGAGGUUAGUUAUUAAGUCUUUGCUGGCGUCGGGCUUAGCAUAGGUGACUCCAUUUGGGGCCUGCUUUUAUUUGUUUAUUUUUUAACAGAGCAAAAAUGUUUCAUCUUGAUAAUCCACACUUCUGUCUUUACUUGGUGAAAGGAAAGGUUUGUUCACUUUUCUAAAGAUACUGGGAGUAUUCGGUGAAGGAUAGCAGCUGCGUGCACAACAGUUUUCAAAUGUUGUAUUUAUACUUACUUAGAUUUACGUUUUUCUUCUUAAAUUGUCCAGUUUGGUACUUAUUAAUUACAAAUAGUGUCACGAAUGUUUGAAGUCUUAAAUUCUAAUUUUAUUUCCUUAUCAAAUAUUUGUAGUUUUGUGUAGCUGUUUAUCGUUAUGUUCCUGUACAGCAUGCUUUUUUUAAAAUGCUGGCUUCCAGCACAACAGGGCUCUGUGUGAGUGUGUGUCAGAGAUGUUUUCAGAAAGAAAGUGGCUUAGGUUUCAAAAUUCCCAAGGGAGUUGUUAUAAAACAACAGUGAGGAGAAAAAACUCAGCAUGAUUUAAAUACCUCAACAUGAUUCUUUUUUAAUUUAAAUUUUUCCUGUUAGGUCUUUUAUUUCCCAAACAAUAGACUGCUUUGCUCUUCCUGAACUACUUUAGGCUAGAGAGAAUUUUUUUGAGUUUAAGCUCUUUCCUCUUUCCUGUCUCAGGUACCUAAUUAAAUAGAGCCACUUGUGCUUAUGUUCAUCCAGAAUUCCAGUAGAAUUCUUCCAGCUGAACUAGAGCAAUCCCACAGCAGGUUCCGGAUACAAAGGUGGCAAGGAAAGUAGGAGUAGCAGGUGAAAGAAUGUGCUCAUUUCAGUCACCUCAGCGUGACUGGCUGGGGUGCCCUCACUGGGGCUUGAGCUGGGGUGUUGGAAGGGGCACCACCCACAGAAAGGGGCUGGGGGUGCAGGGGUACAGGAGCCCAGGUUCCAGAAGUUAGGCUGCCUAGGCUUACAUCUCCAUUUGCCUUUCUUUUUCUUUUCCAGCUUUAUGAAUCUCACUUUUGCACCCUUUACUGGCCAUGUACCUGUGGGCAAGUUACUUAAGCCUUUUAAACUUCAAGUUCAGCUAUAACAUGGGAACUAAUAAUUAGUAUCUGCUCCUUGGGGUUUUGAGGAUCCAGUCAGAUGGCCUCAUGAAGCCCAAAGCAUAAUGCCUGGCACACAUACUUGCCCAGUAAGUUGGCCAGUAACAAUCUUUAUUUUAUUAGUGUUGUCAAUACAUAUGUACUGUUCACUCUGAUUUUUUAAUAGACAUUUAAUAAUACCGGCAUUGGUAACUUUGUUAAAAAAAUCUCCUAUUUUGGGGGCACCUGGGUGGCUCAGUUGGUUAAGCAUCCAACUCUUGAUCUCAGUUCAGGUCUUGAUCAGUUCAGGGUUAUGAGUUCAAGCCCCGUGUUGGGCUCCACAUUGGGCCUGAAGCCUACUUUAAAAAAAAAAAGAAUCUCCUGUUACAAUACAUUUGAGUUCAUAAAAAUUUAAAUGGACCUGGUAAAAACCACCAUAAGGGAAGUCAAAAGACAAAUGACAAAGGAAGGAGGAUAUAUUUGCAAUUCAUACCAUAGACAAAAGGGUUUACUUCUCUACUGUAUAAAGAACUACUAGUCACUAAAACAAUAGACAGUUGUAAAGUUUUUAAGGGUGAUAUGCUUCCAUUUAACUGUGCUACAGAUUUCAUGUUGUGAAUACAUAUAUACUCCGAGCAAAACGGGAAAACUUAAGGUUGGAGUGGGGCUUGGGACACAUGUUACCAAAGAAACGGCCAUGAGUGUGUAAACAGACCUGAAAUUUUUGUUUUUCCCCAUAAGAUAGCCCCCUCUCAGAAAUGCUCUGUUACUGUCCAUGGUACCCUCAUAUUUACUCUGUCAUCCAGGAUUUUUCUUAUGUCCUUUUCCUGACUCCCCCAUCUCCAGAAAGUCACUGAGUCUUUUCUGUGUUUCAUUCAGAGCAGAGUAUCUCUGCUCCAGUCUUUCCAGUCAUGCAACUACUAAUCUCUGUCAUGACUGAGCUGCUGCCCUGGUUUCCUUUACUUUGUCUUGUUCCCUCAUCCAUUCGGCACAGUGUACCACACCCAGAUCAAUUUCCCUAAAACAGGGUUUCAUGUUGGGCCACCAACCUGCUCAGAGACCUUCAGUGGUUCCCCACCAUCUAGAAUGGAGUCUGACUUCUGAACCAGACCCUCAGGGUCCCUUAAUGUGAUUCACCGUCCUAUGUCUCUCGACUUAGUCUUUCUCACUAUGAUUUUUCAGGGACCCUCCAAACACCUAACCUGGUCUGCUUGACCCUGCUGCCCAUGCCCAUUUCUGCCUUCAUGCUAAUCUCCUCCUUCUGUUUUCUGAGUCUUAUACUUGCUGCAAGCCCCAGCUCAGUUCCGGUCUCCUCUAGAUGGCUGUCCUAGGUGCCCAACCUCGGCGUCCAUUGUUUUCUUGCCUUGAUGCAUUUACUGAUUGCCUGUACCUCCCCUCUCACACUUAACCUUUGCCACCUUUGUUGUCUUCGGUAAACUUUUUCAUUGAAGCAGGACAUACUACAGAAAAGUACCUAGAUCACAGAGUAAGUCAGUAACUUUUCACGAGGUCAACACACCCGUGUCAUCCAUGUUUCUCUCUUCUGAUUCACACCCUGUCUCCCUAACUAGAUGGUAAGCACCUGGGAGACAGAACCAAAUCGCAUGCCUUUGCAUAAAAAUGCAUCACAUCAGGUACUCGGUGACAUUUCAGAUCAGGAAUUGGAGCUAAGAAAGGGGUCUAGGCUUUGACAAAUAAGAAAUACAUAG